AACGCUCUCUUUCACUUUAGAUACCCAUAUCAUAGAGCUCAGCUCUAAGGUUCAGCACAGAUACCCAAUCGUGUCUAUCACCAAAAACAACCGUAAGCAGACAUGGCCGACAGAACGGCGCUGGAAGUUUAUUUGGAUUUGCUAUCACAGCCGUGCAGAGCAGUGCAUAUUUUUCUGAAUCACAAUAAAAUACCACAUACGGUGAAACUGGUAGCCUUACGAAAAGGUGAGCAUAAAACGCCAGAGUUUACCAGGCUGAAUCCUAUGCAGAAGGUACCUGUAAUGGUUGACAAGGGCUUUGUUCUGACAGAAAGCGAUGCCAUACUGAAGUAUCUGGCCACCAACUACGACGUCCCUGAGCACUGGUACCCACGGCAACCCGAGAAAAGGGCGCGAGUCGACGAGUACACUGCCUGGCACCACACCAACACGCGGCCGCACGCUGCCAAGGUCUUCAUUAUGGAGGUGUUGCUGGCCCGGAUGACCGGGGAGCCCCCAGACCCCGUAAGGCUGAGGAAAGCUCUGGCGCAGCUCAGCCAGACCCUGGACAAGCUGGAGGACAUGUUCCUGAAGAGACAGCCCUUCCUCUGCGGCGAUGACAUCACCCUGGCCGAUCUCCUGGCCGUAUGCGAGCUCAUGCAGCCCCUAGGUGGCGGCAGAGACAUCCUGACAGAGCGGCCCAAGCUCGUCGCUUGGAGGAGCAGGGUGCAGUCGGCGCUGAAGGAUUCGUUUGACGAGGCGCACGGGGUGCUUUACCGUCUCCGGGACAAAUCCAGAGCGAAGCUCUGAGAGAAACCGGGCCUAAGCGAGAACCGGAAUUUACUUCCGGUUGUUUUUUUUUUUGUUGACUGGCAGUUGUGUGAUCUAUGUGGUCACUUCUGGCACUACAAUCUUUACUUGACUCUAGGGUGUUUCUUUUUCACCUCUGCACCUUGAACUAAUGCACUUGUUGUACGUCGCUCUGGAUAAGAGCGUCUGCUAAAUGCCUGCAAUGUGUGAGAUAAAUGCAGAACUGGAGUGUGUGUGCACUUGGGAAUACUCUGGUUGUGACAGUUCUAAUUAUGGAAUUUUAUCUACUGAGCAUCAGUGUCUAUGAGGAAUUUCAGUGUCACGCAAUUCCAAACUCUGCCAAGCUGGUUAUUUAACCUUGUUUGAUAAAAUGGCAUAAAAUAAACACCACAUUUUAAAUUGA
Messenger RNA from Anguilla anguilla (European eel), 1192 nucleotides. It is a transcript of the gene gstt2, whose product is annotated as glutathione S-transferase theta 2. Gene Ontology annotation, molecular function: glutathione transferase activity. Bases 103 to 789 code for a protein of 228 amino acids. Gene Ontology annotation, biological process: glutathione metabolic process. The transcript has 5 exons. Gene Ontology annotation, cellular component: cytoplasm. The record is from RefSeq and is a predicted model, not a curated record. NCBI's taxonomy places the organism in Eukaryota, Metazoa, Chordata, Actinopteri, Anguilliformes, Anguillidae.